This is a messenger RNA of Xiphophorus couchianus (Monterrey platyfish), 2265 nucleotides long. It is a transcript of the gene rab3db, whose product is annotated as RAB3D, member RAS oncogene family, b. The record is from RefSeq and is a predicted model, not a curated record. The transcript has 5 exons. Gene Ontology annotation, molecular function: GTPase activity; GTP binding. NCBI's taxonomy places the organism in Eukaryota, Metazoa, Chordata, Actinopteri, Cyprinodontiformes, Poeciliidae. Bases 357 to 1022 code for a protein of 221 amino acids.
GAGGACUCAUCCCCUCCUAACAUCACCUCUCAGUCGGGACCAUCCUCCAGAGACGGCGGGCGGCAGCAGCUCUGUAAACACGCCGGGAACUUGUCAGCUGCCCCGGGUCAACAACACAUGGACGAUAAAAACAAACAAAAAGUAUCAUUCCGAGAAAGGAAGCACGUCGGCUGCUGUUGCUGCUGUCACUGGAGCAGGAAGGGGGUUUCUAGGAGCACUUUACUGGCGAGCUAACUACACCGGCACCUUACGGGCCAGGCAGAAGAGAGCAGAACCAAACAGCCGAAAGGGGAACCAAGUAGGGCGGCUCUUUUACUGGGUGAAGAGGGGGUGAAUUCAUACGCCCUGCUCUGCAGAUGGCAUCUACCGACUCACGGCUCCAUCAGCCUCCCUCGCAGAAAGACGCGGCCGACCAAAACUUCGACUACAUGUUCAAGCUGCUGAUCAUCGGGAACAGCAGCGUCGGAAAGACCUCCUUCCUGUUCCGCUACGCCGACGACUCCUUCACCCCCGCCUUCGUCAGCACGGUGGGCAUCGACUUCAAGGUCAAAACUGUCUUCCGCAACAACAAGCGGAUCAAGUUGCAGAUUUGGGACACAGCAGGACAGGAGCGCUACCGUACCAUCACUACAGCGUACUACAGAGGAGCCAUGGGCUUCCUGCUCAUGUAUGACGUCUCCAACCAGGACUCCUUCGGUGCAGUGCAGGACUGGGCGACACAGAUCAAGACGUACUCAUGGGACAACACUCAGGUCAUCCUGGUUGGUAACAAGUGUGACCUUGAGGAUGAAAGGGUCAUAGCCACAGAGGACGGCCAGCGGCUGGCUGAGGAGCUCGGCUUCCGUUUCUUCGAGGCCAGCGCCAAGGACAACAUCAACGUCAAGCAGGUGUUCGAGUGUCUAGUCGACAUUAUCUGUGACAAGAUGAAUGAGACCAUGGAGGAAGAGAGCAACCUCACAACCAACCACGCGACCCACGGCUCUAAAGACUCUUCAGAAAGCAACGGUGCCUGCGCCUGCUAAGCAACGGGCCUUUUUAGAACGUCUCCAAACACACACACACACACACACACACACGUACACUGAUAUAAAGAACAACUUCCACUCUGUGCCUGGACUGUGCAAAGUGCUACAGAGCCAGUUGGCUAAGUGACUACCUGAGACGAUCUUGGUUUGGCCUCUCCAACAGGGCUGACAUCUCCCGUAAAAUGAACCGUUUCUUUCCAUCUCUGUUCUUUUUCUCUUUUUUUUUUUUUUUGGUGUUAUAACUUAUAACUGUGUUCUGAAGCCUCUCCAAGGUUCAACGUCCUGGGCUAAUCAGCAUUUGAUAUUUCCAGUGCCUGCUUUAUGGAUUUGGUUUUCUAACCAUCAGGAAGCCACCGCACACCAAUCUAAUGAUUAACGCAUCCGACAACAUUUGUACCACAAUAAGAUAUUUGCUAUACAUUUUAUUUAAUAUGUAUUUAAUAGGAAAAAAAUUGAAACCUCAUCAUGUACCAAAGUCACUUACCUUGUGGAUUUUAACAUCUGCCAAUAUAAGAUUUGCAGUGAUUUCAUUAACUUUUUUUUUAAGAAGUAUGGAGCAAAUACAAUAAUUGUACAGAUGUAGAUAAAUCUAUUGGCACCUAUGGUAAAACUGAGUAUGAAAAAUUAAAUAAAAUCCUUUAUCACAGCAAAAAUCCAACCUACUCUUUUAGAAAAUGUUUUCAGUGUGGGGAACAUAAGCAACAUGUUGGGAAAUGAUUAGUUAUGAGAAAAGCACUGGUUGUAGGAAUCCCCUCACAAAGUUUGUCUUUAAACAAAUAGCAGAAAAUGAUUUCAUAUUCAAACUUACAUUUUUAAGUUGAUCUUAAAUCUUAGGAAAUCUUCUAGUUGGUGUUUUAGGACUUCUUGUUUCACUGGGGUAUAAAUUAGACGUGACACACAAGGCCCAGUUCUUAGACUGUGCUUGACUGGAACCGUAUUCAUCCAGCCGCCACACAGUGACAACCACUGAAAACUGCUGCCCUAAAGACAGAUGAGGAAAGCAACUCUGUGUUUGCAUUAACGGAGUACUAAUGUGGUAAAUCAUCUUGUUAUUGGUGUAAUUACUCUCCUCUAAAAGUGAAACAGUCGGAGUGUGUGUGAGCUCAGAGAAGCUCACACACACUCCUCAGUCAAGGCCUCUUUUGUCUUUUCUUCCUCUUUACUGUUAGAAUAAGCUAAUUAAAUAAGCUAUAGUCAUUCCAUGUGUUUACCACAAUAAAACCACUUUUUCUUCACAGCA